UAUCUCAGACGCCAUCAGCCAUGCGCUGUCUCCUGCUCGUAUCGCUGUCAAUUUUCACACCAGGCCAGUGCGACCUUCUCCGAGACAGUGUGCAUGUAACUUCCGCAGCAGCACGCCCCAACAAUGAGCUGUGGUGCUACAAAUGCCAUGCUGAUGUACCAGACGAUAAAUGUGCCGAUCUCAGACACAAUAACUCAGCGUUGAUGCACAAAUGCAAUAAUGAUCGACGUGUAUGCAUGGUCAAACGUUUCUCCUAUACGACUUCCACGGAAAAUUCGACAACUGCACUCAAAAUGUGGGCCCUAGAGCGAAACUGUACCAAACAUUGCGAGCCUGGCUGCAUUGUGAUUGGAGAGAGAACAAAACUAUACGCCUGCACCUCGUGUUGCACGACUUCCUUCUGUAAUUAUGGAUCUGGAGGGAUCAAAAUCGUUCUUAAUGCAAUUUUAAUCUUCCUCGCACUAUUGGCUCUAAGCAAAGAUAUCAUUUUGGUUAGCUAA
Messenger RNA from Zerene cesonia (dogface butterfly), 500 nucleotides. RefSeq lists its product as uncharacterized. NCBI's taxonomy places the organism in Eukaryota, Metazoa, Arthropoda, Insecta, Lepidoptera, Pieridae. The coding region runs from base 21 to 500 and encodes 159 amino acids. The record is from RefSeq and is a predicted model, not a curated record. The transcript is spliced from 3 exons.